UUUUUGGGUGUAUAAUUUUGUGCUACUGGUGUAGUGCUGCUGUGUGGAGGUUAUCACACGCAUAGCCAUGCCACCACGUGCUGGUUGGCGUUCCCUCUGCCAUUUUUCUGGUGAAGGGCAAUGCAGGGAGCAGCCAGCUUUCUCCUCAAGAUGAGUCAAGAAGUACAAGAAGUUACAAAGCAACUGCAUUUGCUGCGUCAAACAAGCGAAGUAAACAGAUUCAGAUAUAAUUAAAGAGAACGAUGCCCGCUGUCCUCUCUUCAUCCCCGGACGACACAACUGCAGGAGGUCCUGAGAACAAAUCCUCCAGCGGCAGUCUGGCCUCGAGCAACAAGCGUCUAUCACCUGCAAAUAUGUGUGGGUCUGGAAGGUGGCAACUUGUCAUGGUAAAUCUGAAGCAUGCAAAAAUCUGUGUUGCAUGAGUGCCAAAAGCUGUCCACCUUUGAACAAGUUGGAAGGCGGGAGUUUCUCAUGCAGGAUAGGCAUGGCAGAGACCUCGCAGAGUCUGUCAUGCUAAAUCCCGCACGACUCCAGACCUCAUGGGUCAUGGAGAAUCUGCAUGACAAGUUUACACUUUUCCAGACCCAGCAGACGCUUUUGCACUUGAUAACGUCUGGAGCUUCGUCAGAGGCAGGCGGCGUGGAUUAUCCUGUGCAAAAGUAUCGUACUCGUAUUGUAAUCACGCAUUACAAAUCCUGUUCUUAAGGCAAAUUAGCAUUACAAAUUUUAUUUCUCAUGCUGAGGAAAUUUGUAAUGCAUUUAUACGAGUACGAUACUUUUGCAAUGCAUAUGGAUGCAACAGCACCAAAUUGCAUUGGAAAGGAAGGAGCACUGUGUAGUUGCUGUAAGAGGAGCUACUACAGAAGCAGGGAGCAAUGAGGUUGACAUCUUCAGGAUCAUUAACGAGGAAAACGACGACCACAGAAGUUGUACCAGCACAGCAGGGACGGCAUUAUCUACUUCUUCAUCAUCUUCCUCAUGUAAAAAUUCGGGAGCCGCGCACCACCCCUCGUCCUCCACAAAUGCUGGCGCAGCGACAGCGACAGGUACAACUCCUGGAGUUUUGCAAGCAGGACCAAGUAUAAUUCCACACAAAAAUGGAGCUCCUCCUGCCGUCGUCGUUCCAUCGCAUUCGCAGCACAUCAAUCAUACAACUCAGCAUCAAGUGGAGGCCGACGUGGAGAUGCUUUCGCGGUUGUCGAAACGGAUCGAGGCCAGUAUUCGCAAGGAGCUGACUAUCGCAAGAAAGAAGUGUUACAGUUACUUACACAUUGUGUGCAAGACCGGCAACACAGACAACCGUUCUCAUGCAGGAAAUGCUUGGGAAUGGGAGCCUCGUGUCGUUUCUUUUUUCCCUAAUGAUCUUCGCAUUACAAGUUUUCUCUGCCACAGACACGGAAAACAUUUGUGAUGCAGAAACUGCAUACAAAUGUGUAACUGUAACACUUUUUUCUCGUGAUACUGACCGAGAACAUUUCGAAGCGGCAGGUUGCGGCGGAAUUGGAAAAGCUCAUCCAAGAUCGUUUGUCCACCCAUCAGUGCCCGAUCUGCAUGCACUUGAUGACCCCGGCACGGAACGUUCCCGGCAUAAGAAGUUCAUAUAAUUCCAACGAGAACAACGACCAAAACGUCGACCGGUCGCCCCUGCUUCUGUUCCCCUGCGGCCACAACCUCUGCACCCACUGCGCGAAGCAGAUGAACCUGAUUCCGGUAGUACAACAUCAACAUCAAUCGGGAACUACUACUCCUGAUCCAAUGACCCAGUCGCGCGGCCUAUUGAACAACAGCGCGGCCAAGAAGCCGCCGAGCAAAUGUCCUUACUGCCGGGCGAAAGUGGAGCACUGCGCACUGAAUCGGCCGCUGCUCGAAAUGAUAACCACUUUUGCGAACUCUGAUGAAGUGGUGGAAAAGCUAGAAGAGGACCACGAAAAUGAUCAUUCGAUGAUUUAUUGUUCCACGACAGGCACUACAACUCAUGGCACAAGAACCAGCACAGCGAGUUUUAGUGGGGGUGGUCCUGGCUCUGGUCAACAACGUGGUUCUCUAGAUAGUGGCACAACAAGUAACUCCAGCACAACCACUGGCCCAAACUACUACCGACAAAAGUACCGGCAUUACACCGCCCGCGUUAACGUCUUGGAGCAGGAUAUCCUGUGCGAAAACGACGUCCUCUCCACAACCCCAGGGAGAGGAAGACGGAAAUUAUAUUUGGCUCACUACGGUGCAAGUGUAAGUAAUCGCGUUCUUCAGCUGGUUUAGCCGCAUCGAAAAUCGAUCUUCUUGUCCGGGCAUUAGCAUGGCAAAUUAAUUUCCAAACAGCAUAUUGUUAUUGAGCAGGACAAUGUUUGUAUUUGGAUUGCGCUUGAGAAGCAAUUUAGGCGUGCAGACUCGCAUGACAAAUCCGUGUUAGGGACGACGUUUUUACACAGUAUUCCGGAGUUGGCGGAGGCGAGCGAGGAGAGGCAGGAACUAGAACAGAAGGAAUUGCAGCUGUCGAAAUCCUAUGCAAUGCAAAAUUAUCGUGCUCAUAGUGAUUGCAUUCAUGCAUGACAAAGCUGAUUCACCCUUGGCAAUUCAACUUUACAAAUUUUUAUUUUUCAUGCUGAGAUGAUUUGUCAUGCAAUUUCUAUCUAGUGUAGAGGCUUUUGCAAUGCAUAAACCCAUAGAGGCAACGAAGCGGGAAACGGACCAGGCGUUCGAGCAGUACCAGCAGCUCAAAAUGAAGCUGGAAGCGCUCAAGUUGGAGCAGGGUAUCAAAUGCAAAUUUCUUUGGGUCGGGAUAAACUUGUGAUGCUGGGUUAUGGAUGGUCGCAGCACCCAAGCAUGGCAAAUUAGUAGAACACUUCACUUCUCCACCUCUAGUGCGCAUGACAAACCGUGUGUUAAUUUACAUGAAGCAAGAAGCUUCGCUUCUGUCGGUCAUGCAACAGCACAAAUUUUCCAUUGUGCAUUAAAAGUUCAAAGCUUGGCUUUCCAGGCCCAGAGCAGAUAUUUGCAAUUGCAUAUAGCGGAACCUACUCUCAAAGGAGAAAUCCGAGAACAGCCGGCGUUUAGAAGUGGUAAGAACCGCCUUGGAACCGUUGAAACGGGACCGCGACAAGUGUAAAAUUAUAUGGAUUGCAAAUUAUAUGUCUGGGUCUGGAAGAGUCAUGCUGUUUUUGCAUUACACAGGAGGGCUGGCAUGGAAGCCCUAGCAUCACAGCUUUCCGGAAGGUUCCGCAAUGCCGAAUCCGCAUCACAAAUCCCCCACUUUGGUGACAGAAAGUGGGCAGCUUUUACUGCCUAUGCAUGGGAGAUUUUUCUGUGUUCUGCAAUGCGCAUCACAAGUUUGCAUUCUACUUCCAGACCCAGACAGUUUUGCAAUCCAUAAAUUAUGUUGAGUCACCAUUUUCAGGCGGACGGUACACUGGACCAGGAGGGGGUGGUGGGGAGUUGAUACGGAGGAAUUAUAGAAGUGGCGUGUCUUAGCAAUAGGAAUAGCAGCGUGUCUACUUCACGCGCUCGUUCUCGUGCCGAACCCGAAGGAUGUGUCUUUCGACCGCAGAUCAUGUUCUGUGAUUUUUGGUCCGUGGUGCACGAUACCCGAUACGUGUGGAUGUUAGUUUCAGUGAGUGACAGCGCGUAAGGUAUUAAGUACCCGUGACGGUUCUGCUAGUAUAGAGGUUGACGAGACGAUGUGGCAAAAAAAGACGGCACUAGCAAGUUUCCAAGCCAGCAGACGAGACCCCCAAGUCGGGCGACCUGUAUGAUCACAUGCUUCGACGUUAUCACGAUUUCACAAAUUGUGACUUAUUUCUCGAACACUUUUUCAAAGCAGUUAUUUGGUACAGAGAAGUAGAAAGAUAAAGAAGAAUCAAGCUCAGGAGCUUCUCAUUGAUUGUCGCACCACAGAGCAGAGUGCUAGUACAU
Amoebophrya sp. A120 is the source of this 3909-nucleotide messenger RNA. Lineage: Eukaryota; Dinophyceae; Syndiniales; Amoebophryaceae. The record is from the annotation of a GenBank genome assembly.